This is a messenger RNA of Durio zibethinus, 703 nucleotides long. Its product is annotated as small polypeptide DEVIL 11-like. Lineage: Eukaryota; Viridiplantae; Streptophyta; Magnoliopsida; Malvales; Malvaceae. Gene Ontology annotation, biological process: negative regulation of cell population proliferation. The record is from RefSeq and is a predicted model, not a curated record.
CUUCCUGUUUUGCUCAUUCAAUUCUCUCUCUCUCUCUUUAGCUUCCAAAAGGAAAAGGGUACUAAAAAAUCCACAAAAAAGAUCCCAUUGAUCUUUUUCCAAGCUAAAAAGAACCCAUCCUUUUGUUUUUUAGAUUGUUCUUUUUUUUGUUGGUUUCGGCCAUGGCUUCAACUCUUGCAACAAGUUCGAGUGCGCCACCAAGUUUUUACUUUGAUGAGAAAUGGAAGUUAUCAAAGAAAGAAAGUUCAUCAAGGAGUCGUUCUUCUUCAUUCAUGAUCAAGAAUUCUUCAUCUUCUUCAAGUAAAAGAUGGGCUUUCACAAGGAAAUGUGCGAGAUUAGUCAAAGAGCAGAGAGCUCGUUUUUACAUCAUGAGACGAUGUGUUACCAUGCUUAUUUGCUGGCGUGACUACACUGAUUCUUGAAUCAAGAAAACCCAAAAUUUGGUCUCUUUUUCCCUUUCUUUGAGAUGGUUUUUGCCUUUCUUUGGAGGGUCAAUUAGCAAGCAAGCGCGCAAAGCUUUGUUUUUUUGGUUUAUCAAUGGCAUCCAAGCAGGAAGAAGAGGAAGAAUUUCAAGUUAUAUAUACUUGUAUAUAAGGAUUUGUUUUUUUUUUUUUUUUUUGAAUCUCCAUUUUUGGAGAUAUGGGUUUUUGCUAAUGUGACUGUCUCUUUCAUCAAAUGAUUAAUAUUAAUAUAAAUAGAGAAA